This is a messenger RNA of Suillus subaureus, 462 nucleotides long. RefSeq lists its product as uncharacterized. The record is from RefSeq and is a predicted model, not a curated record. The annotation marks the transcript as partial. Lineage: Eukaryota; Fungi; Basidiomycota; Agaricomycetes; Boletales; Suillaceae. The transcript has a single exon.
CUUGCCAACUGGUCACAGGACCAAAAGGAGGUUCUACGCCGAUUCAUGUAUCACAGUUUUGUCCCAGAAUUCCAUGAGUCUGGGUGGGAAGAAAUUAUCGCAGGCAGGUGCAUCGACCUCGAUAUCGUCCAUACCAUCAUCAUCACUUCUCGAGCGGUUGAAAAGCACACAGUGACCAUUGGGGAGGUGGAAAUAUGUUAUGGUACGGAGGUUGCCACUAUGAAGAUUACCACCGAGUCAGAGUGGAUCGCAGCAUGGAACCGGGCGGCUCGCGCUCUCAGGUUCGCUUUCCCUCACCGAACGGCUGAGCUCGAUGCAUACUUUGAGUACAUCUCUGGUAUGUUCGCGCAGUCUGCCAAAGCCGCCCAUGGACAAAUCAUUCUGUUUGACAAGGCGGUCAGGAACAGAGUCGGGUCAUCACGCAGACACGAACUCGGCGACUUUGACGCCUUCCAAGACAUA